This is a messenger RNA of Fraxinus pennsylvanica, 1341 nucleotides long. Lineage: Eukaryota; Viridiplantae; Streptophyta; Magnoliopsida; Lamiales; Oleaceae. The record is from the annotation of a GenBank genome assembly.
AUGAUGAAUAGAAGCUAUGGAAAAGUGUCUGCAAAAUGGGUCCCAAUUUUCUCUCUCUGUUUCUUCUUUCUUGGCAUGUUCUUCACCAACAAAUUGUGGGUUCCGUUGGAAUCGAACAAUCAGCUCAUAGCUCAGCGUAGACGUGAACAAGAGCUGCAGAUCGUGUCUGAGGAUUGCACUGCCAAGAAAAAGAAAGCAGGAGGUCAAGAUAAGAAUAUAAUGAAUGAGGUGUACAAAACCCAUGAAGCAAUUCAAUCACUGGACAAGUCAAUUUCAAUGCUUCAGAUGGAGUUAGCAGCCACUAGGGGUGUUCAGGAGAAAGGAAGGACUGACGGGUCGGCUGUAAAUUCUAACGAGGGGCCUCCAAAGAAGAAGGCAUUUAUGGUAAUUGGUAUAAAUACGGCUUUCAGUAGUAGGAAGAGGCGUGAUUCUGUUAGAGAAACUUGGAUGCCUCAAGGCGAACAACUUCAGAGAUUGGAGCAAGAGAAGGGUAUUGUUGUCCGGUUUAUGAUUGGACACAGUGCAACAUCUAAGAGCAUCCUGGAUCGAGCUCUCGACUCUGAAGAAGCUCAACACAAGGACUUUCUCAGGCUGGAGCAUGUUGAAGGAUAUCAUGAAUUAUCGGCAAAAACAAAAAUUUUCUUUGCCACUGCUGCUGAAAAAUGGGAUGCCGAUUUUUAUGUCAAGGUUGACGAUGACGUCCACGUCAAUUUGGGUACACUAGCAGCGACUCUUGCUCGUCAUCGAUCGAAACCCAGAGUUUACGUUGGGUGUAUGAAAUCUGGACCUGUUCUUUCUCAAACGAAUGUUAAAUACCAUGAACCCGAGUUUUGGAAAUUUGGAGAAGAAGGAAAUAAAUACUUCCGACACGCAACUGGUCAGAUUUAUGCUAUUUCUAAGGAUUUGGCUAACUACAUCUCAAUUAAUCAGCCCAUAUUGCACAAGUAUGCGAACGAAGACGUGUCACUUGGUGCUUGGUUUAUUGGUCUCGAAGUCGAGCACAUUGAUGAACGCAGUAUGUGCUGUGGUACUCCACCAGAUUGUGAAUGGAAAGCACAAGCAGGCAACGUCUGUAUUGCCUCUUUCGACUGGAGCUGCAGUGGAAUUUGCAAAUACCAGGUAACCGAAGGCAGUUUCCGGCAUAUCAGGCUUGCAAUUUUUUAUUUAGUUAAAAACGAGAUUAUAUUAGACAAGUCUUUCUACGUGUCAAGCAAUCAAUAUCUUAAGAGGACAUUUGCAUCCCUUGGAGAUGCGAGGAUUAUUCGGCUCAUUGAUACUAACAGACCACCAAGGAACUCAUCGAGUGAGGCCAAGCAACCAUACUCUUUGUACGCGUCUUGA